Molecule: messenger RNA, 1102 nt
Organism: Scophthalmus maximus (turbot)
Lineage: Eukaryota; Metazoa; Chordata; Actinopteri; Pleuronectiformes; Scophthalmidae
Product: endonuclease domain-containing 1 protein
Exons: 2
Coding region: 21-932 (303 amino acids)
Molecular function (GO): nucleic acid binding; metal ion binding; hydrolase activity
Source: RefSeq, a predicted model, not a curated record
CUGCUGCUCUCUUGUGCAGGAUGUCUCAAAGGAAGAUGCUACAAUUCUCCACAGGAGCUCUGCUCCUUCUCCUACAUUGGUUUGGUGGCCUGGUCCUCGGAGAGGUCGACAAAGACUUUUCCAGCUGCCUUGAUUUUUUCCAUGACAGGACUCCUCCACAGGGUAUCAAUGAAGCAGGAUACCAGCCAAUUUGCCAGCGCCACAAAAACCAAUAUCACUUUGCCAGCCUGUAUAACCGUCAGCAUCGCGCUCCACUGUACUCUGCGUACACACUUGGCCCUGCAGAUGGCAAACGCCCCGAUAGCACUUGGAUGUAUGAACCACAGCUGGCGUUUUCCCGUGCAAGCUCAGAGAUGUCACCCUUCAACAUACCUGUGGACCAGAAUGUGAUCGAGACCCAGGCGGUGCUCGAGGACUACAGGAACUCCAACUUCACCAAAGGCCACCUCAAUCCCAGCAUGCACCAGAAGACGAUAGAGGACCGCAAGGCCACCUUCACCCUGACUAACAUCGUCCCUCAGCGUGCAGACUCCAACUCUGGCCCCUGGAACGGUCUGGAGAGGGAAGUGUUGAGAAAAUUCAAAGCGUUCUGCGUGGGGCCGAUGUAUGUGAUAACUGGGGCCAUGCCAUAUAAGUCAGAAGCGCGCUGGAUCAACAGCCGGGUGUCUGUUCCUGAGUACAUGUGGUCUGCCUAUUGUUGUCCAUCCUACAAAUCUGACCUUCCUGGGUCUGUGCAGCCAUUUUUCCCCACAUAUGCUGCAGUGGGAAGAAAUGACCGCGACAGUGGCGAGGAGAUCGUGCCAGUUAAUAUCAAGGUGAGGAAGUCAGUGCGAGGCUAUGAUGUGAGGCGAAUGACUUUAGAGACCCUGGAGGGCAUCCUGAGACAACGGCUGUCCAUGCCCAUCAGUCUGUUUGCUGGACAGUGUCAGUGAGAAGGAACAAGAAGAAAUGCUUGAGUGACUUGUAGUUCCUCCACGUCUGGUCAGAAUCAAGAUGUUAAAAACUUUUGGCAAGACCUACCUUCCUAACUGUCUCUUUAAUCACUGAAUGAGAUGAUGAGUUUGAUUGGUGAAAUGAAAUGAAAUAAACGCUUUUCCCUCCA